CCGGGCCUCUCUUUAACUUCUCCGGGAGAGGCGCGACCGACUCUCCGCUCCGACUCGGAAGUGUUUCCGAGACGGCCGAGACGAGGCGGCAUGAGCGCGGCGCACGGCGGAGCAGCGCGGGCGCUGCGGCUGCCGGGCCGCCACGGCUAUGCGGCCGAGUUCUCCCCCUACCUGCCGGGCCGCCUGGCCUGUGCCACCGCGCAGCACUACGGCAUCGCGGGAUGUGGAACCUUACUUGUGUUGGAUCAGAAUGAAUCUGAGCUUAGGGUUUUUCGAAGUUUUGACUGGAAUGAUGGUUUGUUUGACGUGACCUGGAGUGAGAACAACGAACAUGUCCUCGUCACGUGCAGCGGCGACGGCUCACUGCAGCUCUGGGAUACGGCCAAAGCGGCAGGGCCCCUACAAGUCUACCGAGAGCACACGCAGGAGGUAUAUAGUGUUGAUUGGAGCCAAACCAGAGGUGAACAGCUCGUGGUGUCUGGCUCAUGGGAUCAGACUGUCAAAGUGUGGGACCCAGCAAUUGGAAAGUCUCUGUGCACCUUCACAGGCCAUGAGAGUGUCAUUUAUAGCACAAUCUGGUCUCCUCACAUCCCUGGCUGUUUUGCUUCAGCCUCAGGCGACCAGACUCUCAGAAUUUGGGACAUGAAGACGGCAGGAGUGAGGAUUGUGGUUCCAGCGCACCAGGCGGAAAUUCUGAGCUGUGACUGGUGUAAAUACAAUGAGAAUUUGCUGGUCACAGGUGCAGUGGAUUGUAGUUUGAGAGGCUGGGACUUAAGAAAUGUACGACAACCAGCGUUUGAGCUUCUUGGUCACACCUAUGCUAUUAGGAGGGUGAAAUUUUCACCAUUUCAUGCUUCAGUGCUGGCCUCUUGCUCUUACGAUUUUACUGUAAGAUUCUGGAACUUUUCAAGACCUGAUCCUCUUCUUGAAACAGUGGAGCAUCAUACAGAAUUCACCUGUGGUUUAGAUUUCAGUCUUCAGAGCCCCACUCAGGUGGCUGACUGUUCUUGGGAUGAAACAAUAAAGAUCUAUGAUCCUGCUUGUCUUGCUGCUCCUGCUUGAGAUCUGCUGUGGUCAGAACCAGAGGUUGCCUGAAUACGGCGUAAAAGCACCAUUAAACUCGUGACAACACAGCUGUCAUGCUUUGGCAAAUGCCAUUCGGAUUUCAACUUUUUCAAAUUUACCCUGCAGUCUGUUCUGAGGCAGCUAACAAAGACUCUGGCUCAUCUAGGCCUGGUAUAUAAGCCAUAUUUCUGAAAAUCCUAUGGAAUAAUUGAUGUUAUAAUGUCUAUUAAAAUGUAACUUCUGUUGUGAAAUGGACUAAAGUGUGAGAGAUCAGUAGAUUAUAUUGAUAGUUACAUAUUUAAUUCUUAUGUCACUUUUGAUGAAAAGAAAAUAGUCACUGCUGUUGAAAUCAAAAUAAACUACGUCUCUUGAUAAUUUAUCACUCAUGAUAUCCUCAAUUAGAUUGUUCCAGCAUGUGUGUAUUUGCAGGACUACCUGUCCAGAGGUAGUUGUCAGGGCUGUAAUCAACAUUUCAUGUGUUCAUCUAUUGAGUAGUUGUUUGUUGGGCAUUUACUGUGUGCCUGGCAGACUCAGUGAGAUUCUCUCCAGGACUGGUACCAUGGUUUCAGAGCAUGAACUGCUGUGAGUUAAGAGCUUCCUUUAUUAAACAUUUUUUGCAUGCUGUGUUAGGUAUUUGUUACUUUCAUAACACACUGUUUCCAUUUUUCUGCUAUCAGAAAAUUUUAAAACUGUUUAUUAAAUAAAGUCUUAGGUCUUGCUAACGCUUCCAGCUAUUGCCCUUGAAGCUAGUCUUCAAUAAUGCCAUAAGCUUCCUGGCUACCUCCCUGAGUCUCCUAGAAAAAUCUCUAGAUAUACAAUAAUUAGAAAAAUGUAUGUCUUAAAGACUUACUUGUUUGAAAGGCAGAGUAAUGGGAAAAAGAGAGUAAGGAGAAGAGAAGAGAGAAAAAAGAGCAAGACAGACAAAGAGAAAUAUCUUUUCUCUGCCCAAAUAUUCACUCCCCAAAUAGCUGCAACAGUGCAAC
Molecule: messenger RNA, 2048 nt
Organism: Ochotona princeps (American pika)
Lineage: Eukaryota; Metazoa; Chordata; Mammalia; Lagomorpha; Ochotonidae
Gene: PEX7
Product: peroxisomal biogenesis factor 7
Exons: 10
Coding region: 91-1062 (323 amino acids)
Biological process (GO): protein import into peroxisome matrix
Cellular component (GO): peroxisomal matrix; cytosol
Molecular function (GO): protein binding
Source: RefSeq, a predicted model, not a curated record